Messenger RNA from Pyrus x bretschneideri (Chinese white pear), 1550 nucleotides. RefSeq names its product putative GPI-anchor transamidase. Gene Ontology annotation, molecular function: GPI-anchor transamidase activity. Gene Ontology annotation, biological process: proteolysis; protein localization to cell surface; attachment of GPI anchor to protein. The coding region runs from base 204 to 1439 and encodes 411 amino acids. Gene Ontology annotation, cellular component: GPI-anchor transamidase complex. The record is from RefSeq and is a predicted model, not a curated record. The transcript is spliced from 10 exons. NCBI's taxonomy places the organism in Eukaryota, Viridiplantae, Streptophyta, Magnoliopsida, Rosales, Rosaceae.
AAGAAAAAGGGAAAAAGCAGAGGAGGAAGAAGAAAGAGUGAGAUGCAGACCGCUGAUCUCCGGGCGGCAAACAUAUAAUUACUCCGAUGGCGAGGCUUUUUUGCAAUUAACAGAUUUGGGUCUCUGAUUACAUACGAGCUCAAGGCAAAGAUUUAUUCUUUUUUCCUUUUUAACCCAAAAUUCAUAAGAAUUCCAUUUCCAGCAUGCGCUGCAAGAUGCGCACUUUCUUCAACUCCGCGGCGGCGGCGGCAUUGGCGGUGGCGGCGGUUUUACUUCUGGGUCCGAGCACCGUCGGCAAGUCCAUGGCAUUUGCUUCUUCAUCUUCCGAGACCACUAUGCACACUAACAAUUGGGCUGUUCUGGUCUGCACCUCUCGAUUCUGGUUUAAUUAUCGACACAUGGCCAACACUUUAUCCCUGUAUCGGACGGUUAAGCGCCUUGGAAUACCUGAUGAGAGGAUAAUACUCAUGCUGGCUGAUGACAUGGCCUGUAAUGCUAGAAACAAGUACCCUGCUCAAGUUUUUAACAACGAGAACCACAGACUCAACUUGUAUGGAGAUAAUGUUGAGGUGGAUUAUCGCGGUUAUGAAGUGACGGUUGAAAACUUUUUACGUGUAUUGACUGGGCGCCAUGAGAAUGCUGUUCCAAGAUCUAAGCGUCUUUUGAGUGAUGAAGGAAGCCACAUCCUUUUGUAUAUGACAGGACAUGGAGGAGAUGAGUUUUUAAAAUUUCAAGACUCAGAAGAGCUCCAGAGUCCUGAUUUAGCAGAUGCAGUUAAACAGAUGAAAGAAAAGCAUAGAUUCAAGGAGCUGCUGAUAAUGGUGGACACUUGCCAAGCUGCCACUCUCUUUAAUCAGCUUCAAUCACCCGGAGUUUUGGCUAUUGGAAGUAGCAUGAAAGGAGAGAACUCAUACUCACAUCACUUGGACUCUGAUGUCGGUGUUUCAGUUGUGGAUCGUUUUACUUUUUACACCCUUGCAUUCUUUGAGAGGCUAAAUAUGUACGAUAAUGCUUCAUUGAGCAGUCUUUUCACUUCCUAUAACCCAAGCUUGUUGAUGUCAACCGCAUACUACCGAACAGAUCUAUACCAGCAACACCUGGAAGAGGUGGCUGUGACGAACUUCUUCGGUUCAGUCAUGGAAACAAUACAUACUGAUUCAGCUUACAAAGCCCCUUCAAGAACAAGUUCAAGCAGAGCCGAAAUCAAGAUGCCCUUUGAUCGAUCAGUCAAUGACAACGAAAGAAGAGUCUUGGCCGAUUCAGACAGACAGGAUCGUAUCAGUGACCUGAAAAUUGAGGAUCAACAAGGCGCUUUCGGACAAUUGUGGAAAACUAUAAAUGACCGAGUUGAUAAAAUUGAAGACGUUGAUUCCUUCGUGCGGUACAGCUUGUUAGUAAUGCUUCCGUUGCUGCUACUUCCCACGUUGUUAUCUUGGUGAAGGUUUCGGUGUAUCUGAUGCAAGUAACGUGUUCCGUUUAAAGCAUGCAGUCCUUAAUGUCUCUGUUGUCAUGUAGGUCUCUAUGUUUUUAAUGAAACGGUGUUUUUUUUU